AUGGAUAUACUCCACAGAGACAUUAGAGUACUUUGCAAAAUUAUUAGACAAAGGAUCAGCAAAGUCCAUAUCAGGAUUUACAAACAAAAUUUGAGCUCCUCUAUUAUUAGUUAAGGUUACUCCCCUGAAAAAAGAGAAGUGUCAGAAAAGAGAAACUAUCUCAUUCAAAAAGCUAUUAAAGAGAAUGAGGAACUCAAGAAAAAAUAUAUUAAGGAUUUUAAGCUUGAAAAUUCGAUGAAAAAGGUUGGUUACAAAUUACUGAAAAAUACAGAUGUUGAAACAAUGAAUGUCCUUAUGAGUACUUAUAAGCAAAUAGGAGCACCUAGAUCAAACAGAGUGGCAAUAAAUUCUCAUGAUUUGAAAUACUCAUUUUAGGAUUAUGAACUUAAAGACACCCAAAAUUAUACAAGAAUAAUUAAAAUUCCUCAAAGAGAACAUGAAGUUCAAGACACCUUAAAUGGAUAACUAAAAAUCUAUAAGCCUCCUGAUAUUGUGGUAGAACAGCCCUCUUAGUACAGAGAAAAUUAUUUUCAAUUGCUAGCCAAUCAAACUAAACCAUUUAACAAGAGAAAAUGUGAUAUUACUAAAGAAAUUAAGCCUGUUAUUUCAAAAGAAGUAGCUAGAGAGCUAUCAUCAUAAGGCAGCAAAGAAUUAAGCAAAAUUAAUCUAUUGAAUAACUUCAACAAAGGAUCGCAAAUGAUGACAAGUUCUUUUAAUUUAUAGUCUCAGAAAUCAAAAUCAAUAGGUAAUAGUCACCAGCUUCGAGAUUCAACCACAAAUUAUCAACAGACAAGUCAAGAUAAAAGAAGCAACUUAAAUGGAACGUUUAAGCUUGAACCGAAAUUGCAAGAUAUUUAAAUGCCAACUACCUCAAAUCCCAACAUGAGAAAUAGUUUGAUAGUAAAAGACAGUUAUUCACUGAAAACAAGUGUGGUAAAUAGAGAAUCCUUGCCAAUGAUAAAGUAAACUUUGCUUAGUUCUCAGACUAGAAGAGGAAGCUAGCCUGAUAAAGACUUGGAUAUAUUUGCUAGUUAAGAAACUGAAAAUAAUGACAAUGAAGUGUCAAUAUCUACUAAGAGAUAUCAGGAAUUAUGUAUUAAGAAAAGACUAGGUGGUAACGAUAAAUCAUAUGAUGAGCUAAAGAAGUUUCUAUCUCCAUCAAAGUAUAUUAAUUAUUUAGUUUAACUUAUUAGGAAACUCGUAAGUGGAAGAUCCAAUGGAAAGAUUCCAAUGGAUGCCAUAGGAGGCUUGAUAGAUUUGAUUCUCGAAUGA
This is a messenger RNA of Stylonychia lemnae, 1272 nucleotides long. Lineage: Eukaryota; Ciliophora; Spirotrichea; Sporadotrichida; Oxytrichidae. The record is from the annotation of a GenBank genome assembly.